Molecule: messenger RNA, 1287 nt
Organism: Budorcas taxicolor (takin)
Lineage: Eukaryota; Metazoa; Chordata; Mammalia; Artiodactyla; Bovidae
Gene: IL1R2
Product: interleukin 1 receptor type 2
Exons: 9
Coding region: 1-1287 (428 amino acids)
Molecular function (GO): interleukin-1 binding; interleukin-1, type II, blocking receptor activity
Source: RefSeq, a predicted model, not a curated record
AUGGCAUCAUGGACUCGAUGGACGCUCUGGUGUGCUGGGCUGGCAGUCUCCCCUUCCCGUGUCCUCCAGAAGUUUCUGGGAGCCAUGUUCCUCUUGUCUGUAUUGAUAAUGGGUGUGUCCACCUUCGCCGUGCAGUCUGAGGAGCACAUGGGGGCUGCAGGAAGCUGCCGAUUUCAUGGCAGGCACCCCAAAACGAGGUUCCAGCUAGAAGGGGAGCCUUUGGUCUUGAGGUGCCCCCAGGUGCUCCACUGGGAGUCUACCAGCGCCCAUGUCAAUGUGACUUGGCGUAGGAAUGACUCCGCCGCAGCAGUCCCAGGGGAAGAAGAGUCGCGCGUGUGGGUCCAAGACGGAGCUCUCUGGAUCGUGCCAGCCUCCCGGGCAGACUCCGGCUCCUACAUCUGCACCACCAGAAAUGCCUCUUACUGUGACAAAAUGUCCGUUGAGCUCAGGGUUUUCGAGAAGACAGACGCCUCGGUGCCUCUCAUCUUCUACCCACAAAUCAUACCCUUGUCAGCCUCUGGGCUACUAGCUUGUCCUGAUCUGAGCGAGUUCAUCCGUAACAAUGCUGACGUGAAGAUUCAGUGGUACAAGGAUUCUGUCCCUUUGGAUCAAGACAACCAGAAGUUUCUCAGUGUGAGGGGAACUCGCUUACUCGUAAACAAUGUGUCCAUGGAGGACGCAGGCUACUAUACCUGUGCCAUGCCGUAUGCCCACAAAGGCAGGCAAUACAACAUCACCAGGAAUAUCAAACUCCAAGUUAAGAAACGAGAGGAGGAGACCAUUCCUGUGAUCAUCUCUCCCCACCAGACCAUCUCAGCCUCGCUGGGGUCAAGGCUGACAAUCCCAUGUAAGGUGUUUCUGGGAGCCGGCAUACACACAACCACUCUGCUGUGGUGGACAGCCAACAACACCCGCAUAGACGAUGCCUACCACGGGGGCCGCGUGACCGAGGGGGAGCGCCAGGCAUACUCAGAAAACAAUGAGAACUACAUUGAAGUGCCACUGAUUUUUGAUCCUGUCAGAAGAGAGGAUUUGCACACGGAUUUUAGAUGUGUUGUCCGUAAUACAAUGAGUUCCCAGACGCUUCGUACCAUGGUCAAAGAAGCUGCCACGUUCUCCUGGGAGAUCAUGCUUGCCCCCCUGUCCCUCAUCGUCUUGGUACUGGGGGGCAUAUGGAUGCACAGACGGUAUAAACGCAGAACUGGAAAAGCCUAUGGUUUGAUGGAGUUAAAGACUGGCCAUCCAGACUCGCAAUCCUAUCCAAGUAAAAUAAAGGAAAUAAAAUAG